Linum trigynum is the source of this 1895-nucleotide messenger RNA. The record is from the annotation of a GenBank genome assembly. NCBI's taxonomy places the organism in Eukaryota, Viridiplantae, Streptophyta, Magnoliopsida, Malpighiales, Linaceae.
AGACGACGGAAAUGAACUUCAGCAUAGCUUUAGAACUACAAGGUAGAGCAGGAGAGAAGAAAGGAAAGAGAAAAAGAGCUACUGCAAACCAUGGAAAGCUUUGGAAUGAAGGAUGGUGGGCAAAGCAAGAAGGCAAAAGCCACCUUUGGGCUCAUACGCAGGGGAAAUGCUUCUGAUAUGGAGAAGAUGAAGCCCCAUUUCUUCAGGGUCAUGCUUGAGUUCAUGCUGCAGGAUUCCAAAAUAUACAUUCCGACCGAGUUUGUGAAGAGAUAUAGAUCCAGGCUAGGCAGCUCUGCAACAUUGAAGGUUGAUAAUGGUGAUACAUGGGAAGUAGAGCUGGUUAUUGAUGAUGAUGAUGGGAUGAUUUGGUUGGUCAAGGGCUGGGAAGACUUCAGAAUGCACCAUUCUUUGAAGCAAGGUGAUAUUCUGGUGUUUCGGCUAGAGCAGAACAGCUUAUUUCACGUCAUGGUGUUUGAACCGACUGGCAGUGAGAAGAACUAUCGCCACAAGGAUCUGAAAGGCCAUGGAAAGCUGUUGAAUGAGAUCAAAGUUGAGGACGAAUUUGAUGUGGAGAAGGAGACAGGAAAACUCAAGGAAGUGAAAACCAAGAAGAGUGGUGGAGAAGGGAAGAGAAAGGUGAAAUCGGCUGCUGCUACACUUGAGACACCAAACCAUCCACUGGAGAUAAAAACAGAAGGAAUAUCAGAACCAAGGAAGGCCAAUGCCUCUACAAGCUCAGAGAAUCCAAACUUCUUCGUCACCAUAAAUAAAAGUCACAUGAAGCGUCGUCACAUCCUUCUGCCUACUAGAUUUGUGUAUGAACACAUGAUUCCUGAACAUGGUACUGUCCCUGAAAACCGUAAAGUGAUGGUUUCCGAUGAGAAGGGUUUCAGCUCAUGGUCCUUCUCCUUUGUCUUACUACCACGACGUGAAGGUGGACGUGGACAGGCCUCGUUCAGUGGCGGUUGGCCUGCAUUCCGCAAUGCCAACUCUCUGAAACCUGGCGAUGUUUGCCGGUUCGAGCUCGUCUCCGAUGACCAAAUGAAAGUGACUAUUCGGAGGGCUUAAGGCUGGGUGGCUUUGCUGAAAGGUUGAGAACCUCUAGAAUGGAGUUAGUUGUGUUUGUUCGUUGCAUGUGUUUAUUUAUGGAUGAUGAUGUCGAUUAUGAAACCGCUACCAGCCUUAAAUGGAGGGAAUUAAUGAGAUAGUGUAGUUUCAUGUGGGGGAGUGGUAAGACAUUUGUUGAUGCUUUAUUUCAGUUUCUGAUAGUAGUUCUGUUUUAUGGCUUUUCAGGGUAAUCCUCUGUUAUCAAAUUUUAGUUUCUGAUGGUAGUUCUGUCGCAUUUCUUAUUUCCUUGAUUGUGUUGUGGAUUGUAUGUUCGUGAUCCAUCCGUGUGAUAGUCUGCUAUGGAUCGAAUUCGAAAGGCUUUCCAGUCCGGCAGUCGCUGGCUGUCUCCUAAACGUAUCGAUGGCUCCCGACAAGAAGGUUGUAAGCGAACAAUCUCUUCACCAUAUUUUGCCCAUUCGUUUCAACAUUGGAGCUCGAUUUUGUGCUUUACAUCUUCGAAGACGAUGUUCGAAAUUGGAGCUGGGAGGUCAGUUCGUCCUAUUGUUGUGGCAGUAGAAAUACUAGCAGUGGUUGCUUGGAGCUACCAUUUUUCGUCCAGAGGUUUAUAGUAAUAUCCUAGAACUCUACUCAAUGGCAAUGCCAAACUGUGAUCUACGAGUAAGGUAUUGAUAUCUGCAUAUGAAUAUGAGAGGAAUUCUUGGAUUUGCUUGAGCUGACGACUGAUAGACCCUCUUCGGGCAAUGGACUAAGUACCGAGGAUCGAAUACUGGUUUUUGAAAAAGAACCCAUAUACAUAAGGUGAAUACUAAUCAAGUAUUGAGCAUUGA